AUGGUAACACCUCCAUCAAUAGUACCAGAAUGAUAUUUAUUACCUUUCUAUGCAAUAUUACGUAGUAUACCAGAUAAAUUAGGUGGAGUAUUAGCUAUGUUUGGUGCAAUAUUAGCAUUAUUAACAUUACCAUAUACAGAUAGAUCAAUAAUAAGAGGUAAUAGUUUUAAAAUAAUAUCUAAAGUAAUGUUUUGAUUAUUUGUAUUUAAUUUUAUAUUAUUAGGGAAUUUAGGACAAUUACAUGUAGAAGUACCAUAUAUACAAUUAGGACAAUAUGCAACAAUAUUAUAUUUCUUAUAUUAUAUAGCAAUAGUACCAAUAAUAUCAAUAUUAGAAAAUAUAUUAUAUUAUAUAGGAACAAAUAGAAAAUAUUCAAUAUGAGAUAAAAAGAUAUAA
Molecule: messenger RNA, 396 nt
Organism: Lodderomyces beijingensis
Lineage: Eukaryota; Fungi; Ascomycota; Pichiomycetes; Serinales; Debaryomycetaceae
Source: the annotation of a GenBank genome assembly